Messenger RNA from Oppiella nova, 1360 nucleotides. The record is from the annotation of a GenBank genome assembly. NCBI's taxonomy places the organism in Eukaryota, Metazoa, Arthropoda, Arachnida, Sarcoptiformes, Oppiidae.
GACUCGGCGAUUAAAAAAAGUUUUAUUACAUAUGAAAUGAAAUGACAAUAAAUAAUACAGUAUUGACAGCAAAAAUGGGCAACUUUUUCAUUAUAUUUGUUUUGUUUGCAUUAAUCAGUCAUUUAUUAUGUGCUGACAGUCAUCAUCACAGCAACUGUUCCGACACUACCACAGAUCCCGAUGAAGAACGCAAUGCGGUUGAGAUAAUCACUUCUCGCGGUUUCAAAGCAGAAACACAUUAUGUGGUCACAAAAGACGGCUAUAUUUUAGGAAUCCAUAGAAUAAUUAACACUCAAUAUUCACAUUCAAAUCAAACCCUUAAACCCCUUCUCCUACAACACGGUCUGUUGGGAUCGUCUACCGAUUGGCUCAUUAAUAGUCCGUUUCUGAACGGAUCUUAUGAUCAAUUAAAUACAAUUAAUGAAAAUGUUGGCAAUAAUUUGGGGUUUGUUUUGGCACAACAUGGAUACGAUGUCUGGCUUUCAAAUUCAAGGGGAAACACAUACUCAACAAAUCAUACAAUUUAUAAAACAAGCGAGAAAAAAUAUUGGAGAUUUACUUUUGAUGAGAUGUCUGAAUAUGAUUUGCCAGCUAUUAUCAAAUAUAUAACUAAGGCUACUAAUCAAAGUUCUAUCGGAUACAUAGCUCACUCUCAGGGAACAGCCAUUAUGUUCGCUCUAUUAGCAUCAAGGCCAGAAUUUUCUCAAAUAAUUAACCCAUUCAUAGCAUUAGCACCGGUUGCUUAUGUCUCAGAUAUUAUUACACCAAUUCGAUACAUUGCUGAAUUCAAUGAUGUUCUCAGGUUUAUUGGUGGUAAAUUUCUACCCUCCGACAAAUUGAUGACAUAUUUGGCCGAAGAAUUAUGUGACACUAAAAUGAGAAUCAUUUGCUCCAAUAUAUUGUUCCUGUUGUCCGGUUUUGAUGAACAGCAGCUAAAUAUGACACGAUUGGGAGUAUACUUCACGCACACACCCGCAGGCACUUCCAGUUGGAAUGUCGCCCAUUUUGGACAGUUAGUCGAAAGCAAAAAGUUUCGCAAAUUUGAUUACGGAGAGUAUGAAAACAAGAUAAUCUACGGCCAAAAGACACCUCCAAAUUACAAUCUUUCAUCAAUCACAUCCACCAAAAUUGCAUUAAUCUAUUCGUUGAAUGACUGGUUGGCAGAUCUCGCAAAUGUAGUUCAACUCAAACAAGAACUCAAAGUGCCACUUCUGGCGGAAUAUUUGGUGCCAUACGAGCGCUGGAGUCACACCGACUAUAUCUUUGGGAAGGAUGCCGGCCUCUAUGUGUACUCUAAAGUGCUGGAGAUUUUAAGCAAAACCUAACCUCAAGAUAACUUAAUUGAUUAAUUUAAUACUCG